AUGACUGAAGAAGGAGCCGAAGAGACUGCACCAGCUGCAGCUCCAGCAUUUCCAGCACAAUCAGAUGGUCCAAGUCCAUCCUCGAUUGCUGCCGGUGUUGCUGCUCUUUUAAGUGUUCCACCAGAAAAACGUUUAAUUGAAACACUUCAGACAAUGAUUAAGACACCAGAUCGUGAUGUCAAUUGGGAUGAUAUUCUUACAUUUUAUUCUUUCUUCGGCCGUCGUUUUGAAGGUGAAGAACAAGAAAACGCAUUCAAGAAGAAAUUCAACCCAGAAAACAAGCAACAGAUUAAAUCAGACAUUGCAACAGCAGCUAUGGCUGAUAUAUUUAAGCAACAAGAGUUUUUACUUACACUUCAAGUCGAUGCAAAAGUUCUUGACCAGAAAACACAUCAGUGGAAUCAUCAUGCCGCGGAUCUCAGAUACAUGUUGAACCAGAUCGGUGAACCAUUGCAAGAUCAGGAUGCUGAUGAUCUUAUUAGAGAAGCACUUGGUAAAGGUGAUGACCUCAUUGAUCUCAAGGCAUAUUUAGAACUUAUUUGUACUCAUUAA
This is a messenger RNA of Trichomonas vaginalis G3, 552 nucleotides long. RefSeq names its product EF-hand family. Bases 1 to 552 code for a protein of 183 amino acids. The record is from RefSeq and is a predicted model, not a curated record. The transcript has a single exon. Lineage: Eukaryota; Parabasalia; Trichomonadida; Trichomonadidae.